AUGAGGCCCUUACUGACAACCCAGAACCAGAACAGCUACCAGGAGCAGAUUAUGAAGGAGGCCUACACACGGCUCAACUGGAAGAUGAAAUACGGCAAGGACUAUCCGAUCAGAUUCGCUUCACAAAAACCCAAACCCAGGACUCUGAUCCCUGCUCCUAAACUCACCCUGCCCCCUAUAGUAAAGGCUCCAGAGAAAAAGGAAUCCCCACAGCUACAACGUGUGCUCAGUGAAGCUCCUCUGAUGCGACCGGUCAGUCCUCAAUCCAGAGAGACUCUUUAUAAUGGCUUAUCCAGAGAGGGCAAAGGACGCAGCCAAUACCUGAAGAAACGCAUACAGAAGAUGCCUGAAGAAAGGUUUGAAUACCCGCUAUUGUCUUCGUGGGAAUAUGGAUGGAAAUUAGGUGAUUAUGGGCAUGAUUACAAAUCACCAGUUAAUGGAAGAUCAGCAAUUGUCAGGAGCACUUUCUAUGCCAGGAAUGGAAUUUUUAAUGUUCCCUCUGCCACUGAUCGCCUUGGAUGACAGACUUUCCAACAAGA
This is a messenger RNA of Neoarius graeffei (lesser salmon catfish), 539 nucleotides long. Its product is annotated as protein SPMIP1. The record is from RefSeq and is a predicted model, not a curated record. The transcript has 2 exons. Lineage: Eukaryota; Metazoa; Chordata; Actinopteri; Siluriformes; Ariidae. The coding region runs from base 1 to 522 and encodes 173 amino acids.